Olea europaea var. sylvestris is the source of this 906-nucleotide messenger RNA. RefSeq lists its product as uncharacterized. NCBI's taxonomy places the organism in Eukaryota, Viridiplantae, Streptophyta, Magnoliopsida, Lamiales, Oleaceae. Bases 1 to 906 code for a protein of 301 amino acids. The record is from RefSeq and is a predicted model, not a curated record. The transcript is spliced from 3 exons.
AUGAUAUUGGAUCAUCAAUUGACACCCACCACAACUCCUCUGUGCGGAUUCACAGGAGAUAGCACCACUCCAAGGGGAAAGAUAACGCUUGCAGUGGAGAUGGGAGAGUCUCCCCAAACUACAAUGAACUUCAUGGAGUUCCUCAUUGUCGACAGUCAAUCGGCUUACCAUGGAGUAUUAGGUAGGCCAGCCCUAAAGGAAUUGGGAGCAGUCAUCUCCAUCCAACACCUAUGCAUAAAAUUCCCGACGAAAAAUGGGGUAGUAAUGGUGAGAGGUGACCAAAGAGGGUCAAGAGAGUGUUAUCUAAGCUCCAUCAAAAAGGUAGAGCCCCGGGACGUCCACGUAAUCAUAGCCGAUAUACUCAUGGUUGAUGUCCCAGGUGAUGCUCCCACUGAACCAGAAGAUAUCGAUAUGAUAGAUGCACCACCCAAUCUGGAGGUCUUGGUCAUUGAUGAGAUCGAUCCUCGCAUAAUUGAACACGAACCUCAAGCAUCCCCAGUCGAGGAACUUGAGAACUUCUCGGUGGACACCCGAGACCCAUCUAAGAUGCUGAGAGUAGACAUAGACCCCAAGGUCAGUUGUCACCAUCUGAAGGUCGAUCCUAAGAUUGCCCCACAUAGACAAAAAAGGAGAGCCCUCAAUCCUGAAAGGAAAGCUACCUAUCCGAGGUGGGUCUCCAACUCGGUUUUGGUAAAGAAACACAAUGGCAAGUGGAGGGUGUGCAUCGAUUUCACCAACCUCAACAGAGCUUGUUCGAAAGACAGUUUUCCUCUCCCAAUGAUUGACCAACUAGUAAACUCCACGACUGGGUACGAUUUGUUGAGUUUCAUGGAUGCAUACUUCGGCUACAACGAAAUACCCAUGCUCCCGGCUGAUGAGGAGUACACUUCUUUCAUCACAGAUUGA